UGUGCUGCGUGUGCGUGUCCACGCUUUAUGAAGGCGCGCCCCCGCGCUCCCUCAGGUGAAUGGAGAGAGUGGAGCUCUGUGUGCGUCUCCGGCCGAGCUCAAGUGACUAAAAUGGGGCUUCGCGGACUGAGCAGGACUGGGGUGUACAUGACAGUAUGCCUUCUCUGGGUGACUGGAUGCUUUACGCAAAAAGUUUACUUUGAUUGUGGAGCCAAGGUGGAUGUUGUUGAUGUCCAGGGCCUCAUUCUGUCCCCUGGAUUCCCAUACAACUAUUCAUCUGGAACUCACUGCGUAUGGCAGUUCUUUGUGCCUGUCGGUCACCAGCUAGUCAUGGAGAUGUUUGAUUUUGACGUCUUCGAGAGUCACAGUAGCCCUGCGAGAUUCACCACUGCUUCAGUUCUGGAAGAGUUACCAAACGGUGAUGGCACGCUGGUAUCAAAAAGCCUCGCGAGUCCAAAGGAGCCCCAAUCCACACACAGAGAAGAGGUCAAACAAGUGGUGAUCCAAGAGCAGUCCACCAAAAUGGAAAUGACCAAAGUUUCCAAUUCUGCCAAAAUACUCUCUGAUUCCCCCUCGGCUGCUCAAGCAUCUCUUCCGCUUUCUCGAGGACAGCCAGUCAAAGACCGAAAUUCGGUUUCAUCUCAGUCAUCAAGAGCAGCCAGAGACUUUAUCUCCACAAGUCCACAAACAGACACGGAUGAAGCUGUAAGCCCUGAAACCCAGUCCCCUCUGGUGGAUGCCUGUCCGCACGAUGUCCUCUACAUAUCUGAUCUCAUUACCUUCUCCUCCCGAUUCUGUGGAUCCAGGCGUCCGUUGAGCAGCCAACUGGUAUUUGGCUCUGAAGAUGACAUGGUGGAGGUUAUCAUGGAGCUGAUCACUACUACCCACUGGGGCCGUGGAUUUGCUCUCCUCUUCCAUUAUCAGAAUCAAACAAAAGCAGCCAUGACUGAACAGCAGAGAUCGGUGUUGACCUCGGAUAGCAGAACUAGUGCACUGCUCGGUGCAGUAAGUGGAACAGUCGCAUUCGCGGUGGCUCUCGCUGGCGUACUCUGUGCGAUUUUCAGACCGAAAUUAUGUGCGAAAGGAGCCAAUGCAUCCUCUUCCAUCAGCUCAGAGGUUCCAGAAGGAGUUUUAAAUUCAGCAGCAGAUGUGAGUGAACUGCAGAUGGUUUCUCCUAAUGACUCGGAGCAGCAGCACAACGACAACAACAACCAUUCCCUCAACCGCAGUCUGUCCCACACAGGGUCUUCAGUAAAAGCAGCCUGUGAAGUGUCAGAUAAAGCUGCUCUGGAGCUCUUCUCUUCUGGUCUGACUGAAUUAGAGCUGGGCACAGACGAGGUGUUUGUCAUCGCAUCUGCACCCACUUCAGCACAGCUGCCCUUCUCUCCACACAUUCAACGCGAUCGUUUCCUGAGACACAGUGACACUGGACCCAGCCACCCCUUCGACUGGUCGACUCCGAAUCCAGCACUGCCGUCUGCCACAAAGAGCAGCUUUACUGGAUCAACAAACAGCGCACGACCACGAGCAUGGAGUGUCCGAACCUUCCGGGAUCUUCUCCCUCCUCUUCCUCAACUCCAUAAGAAAUGGUGCAGCUGGAACUCAACCAGCCCAUUCACCAAACUGGUGGACACUGGAUUCUCAAGCACAGCUCCAGAAUCCAGAAGGGGAAAGACCCUCCCUGAUGCUUCUCUUUGUAGUCCGAUCAACAGCUGCCACUCGGACUCCUUCAUGAGCAAUGCCUCAUACCCUCUAACUCAGCCUGGCCAGCGCCAGAGACGCCUCAACUCCACCAGCAACCUCCGCCGCACUCGCUUCAACACACCAUGCUUCGGCCUGCUCUCUGGCACCUCCGAGACCUCAAAACCACAAGCCAAUGGAAUCCCAACAACAAACGCGCUCCCAGACACAAGCGGCACUCCAUCCAGCCAGCAGCAGGUCCCAGACGAAGCGUUAAACUCUGAAGAACCCCCCGUGUUUGCAAUCUCAGAAGAGGAGGACCGACAGCCUCUGGUGUCGCCAGAACAUCCCGAGAAGCCCUUGAGAAUCAACGGACAGAUGUUUGAAGGCCCAAAAAUGCCACUGCUUUCAAAAUGCCACGUUCCCAGCAUCCAGCCCACUUCUUUAGUGAGCUUAUCAGAGGAUCCUUCAGCUCUCUCUUGCUCACAGUGACUCCCACAAGGUUUGAGCGUGAAGGUCAUGUGACCGAUUCAGCCAAUAGAUGAUGGGGAAAAUGCACAAAGUGGGUUCCUGGUGUCUUCAAAUUGAACAAAACACGUUAUUUUAAUGCGUGACGAUGUAGCUUGGAAUUUCAUAGGGGUUUAUUUUGGAAUAUUGGCAUGAAUGAGAAACGAAAGCACUUCUUUUUCUUCGUCUUAUUGUAUCCGCACAGUUAACUUGCUAAGUAUAAAGUCAUCUAACAGUAUGUUUAGAAGUACUCCUGUUUGUAUAUGAUACACUUUUAACUGCUCACUUAAUGUUUCCACUCACUACUGAGAGUUUAAAGAGUUGUAGAUGGCCUGCAUUGUUGCGUUCAUUAUGAAAUUCCAUAUAUCAGCUCUAUGAAAUACACCGCUUGUUCCUAAUCCGUUCACAACACGUAGAAGACCAAUUAGUGGAUCCGGAUGAAAGCUGCUUGGCAUCUCUUGACUUCCACACGUGUUUUGUUUUGUUUUUCACCAUGGGUCCAAUACACGGUUUUAAACAGGAGAAAAAAAAAAAGUAAAUAAAUUGUAACUUGUCUUAUUUCUCAAGGUACUUAAGUCAGUUCUACAAAUAAUUUCAAUAAAGUUACUGCUAUCACUUCCUCUGUGCCAUCUGUGGCGAUCAUUUAUGCUGCUAAAUAUGCACUGAUGCAAUACCUGAAAUUGUGUAUACGAUCAUAUUUUUAUAACGUAUUCAAUUCCAUAUAUGCUGCAACUGUUUUCAUUAUAUUGUCGACUGUACUGAUUUUGAUGGAUUUUAAAAGGGAACUAAUCACUGUACAGACAUUUAAAUGCAGUAACUAACAUUUCAUGCAUAAA
Danio aesculapii is the source of this 3023-nucleotide messenger RNA. RefSeq lists its product as uncharacterized. The coding region runs from base 28 to 2172 and encodes 714 amino acids. The transcript is spliced from 7 exons. NCBI's taxonomy places the organism in Eukaryota, Metazoa, Chordata, Actinopteri, Cypriniformes, Danionidae. The record is from RefSeq and is a predicted model, not a curated record.